This is a messenger RNA of Tuber aestivum (summer truffle), 408 nucleotides long. NCBI's taxonomy places the organism in Eukaryota, Fungi, Ascomycota, Pezizomycetes, Pezizales, Tuberaceae. The record is from the annotation of a GenBank genome assembly.
AUGCUUCAGGCAACAUUUGAAGUUGCUCGACACCAAAUGAAAGCACGGGCACUAAAAGGCCCAACAAGAACAACGCAAUUGACCUCUACGCUUCGGGACUUUCUCCGAAGCCAAGGUAACGGCACGGACAGGAAGAUGUACGAGAGCGUCUUUGACGAAGUUCCGGAGCGAUUCGCUCUUGGGGGAAGGGGGGGUCGAGGGCUGGCGCAAUCAGCAGGAAGGAAGGGUCGCAGUAUCCGGCGAUGCCUUUGUGAGGAGUCCUUGCAGAUCCCGCAUGGGAACUGGCUGAGCACCGGAGCGGGGUGUACGCAUUACCGAUUACCAAUUUGUGAUAUCUAGUAAGCCCUUCUGCAGUUCCGAUUCGUUGACAAUAUCUUCCGGGCCCACAAAUCCGGGGCGAAGUACUAG